This is a messenger RNA of Cydia amplana, 1234 nucleotides long. RefSeq lists its product as uncharacterized. Bases 283 to 945 code for a protein of 220 amino acids. NCBI's taxonomy places the organism in Eukaryota, Metazoa, Arthropoda, Insecta, Lepidoptera, Tortricidae. The record is from RefSeq and is a predicted model, not a curated record. The transcript has 7 exons.
CGUUACGUUAUCAGUCAGCCUUUAUUCUAAUUUUUAAUUAUUUCAAUAAGAUUACAGAGAUUUAUUAUAUUUUUUUAGUAAAUAAUCUUAGAUAUUAUAGGGAAAAGAUAUAUAUUAUUCGUUUUAUCAUUAAUUAGUGAUCAAACUAGUGUCGAGUGUUAGACGUGACUCAAGUGUUUGUUCAAAUAUUCAUAAUGGUAAAAAAUCAUUGAUGGGUAUUGUUUACGAAUUUCGUGGAAUUGAAGAUAUCACCGACUGCCUUUGGAUAUAUUAGGUAUUAGGAUGGAAGGGAGCAACGAUUCGUUGUCAAUUUUGACUGCGCCCAUGAGUGGGUCGUCUGCGGUGCUGCUGACCCCGGGACGGACGAGGAACAUAGCUCAGGACAUGGAGGCUCUGAGACUUUCGCGACAGGACAACCCAUUUUUACAGCAAGUAAUCAAGGCGAGCAGGGAGAGUCUAAUAGAGAGCCAUAUUGAUGAGUGUGAAUCUGACGACACCAUAUUAAUGUCACAGGACUUUGGCAGUUCAGCGCUAGACUUUGUAGAAGAAGAUCCAUUGACCUUGAAAGAGGUGCAUGAACAUAUGAUCAGGUCCCCUCCUCCUACAAGCUGCUGGUCUAAUGAGUCGCUCUCAUACCGCGCCGCGUCUGCGUUCGAGUUCGGAGCCGACAGCCCCGUGUCGUUUAGCGCCUACUCCGUCGCGCACGAGAAGGAAUGUUCCCGCUCCCCCCGACGUUCUCGAGCGUCGCGCUCCGCGUCGCCACGUUCCCACGACCUGGCGCUCUGCGGGCGACCGCUCUCCUUGCCAGGUGAAAGUCACCUCCGCAACGCCCUAAGCAAAAAAGUGCAACCAGAGCGCUUUUCCCUUCUACAGCAUCCCCGUCCGUUACGCAGACCAGCGCGACAAGACGACGAGAGCGUUCAACUUGUACCUGAUGACAAGUAAAGUCAAGAAUAUUGAUGUUUAUUGGUAAUAGAUGUUGAUUGGGUUACAGGUUAUAUUGGUAACCGUAUUGUGCGAGAACUCGUAACCGAUGACAGGUAGGUAAGGAUAUUGGUGUAUACUGGUAACAAAUGUUGGUAUAGGUUAAUUCAUAAACAGCUAGCGCGAGAUUUGUACUGAACUAUCAAAAUCCUCUUGCCAGCUUUUGUGAAUCGACCUAUAGUCUAGUUGUGAGGUUAUACAGGUUAUGUUGGUUACCGUAUUGUGAAGUUUACAAUCCUAAAGGUGAUGU